UAUAUACAUAUAUUUCUGUACUACUUAUAAUUCAUAUUCAUUCAAUCCAUUAAGGCUUACUCGAGUUUAUACUGGCUUCGUUCUAAUGGCAGUGAAGUUAAGUCCAUAUUCAUUUCUCUUCUGAUAACUGUUUCAAUCUCUGUUGAUUUAUUGAAAUAUUUGAAUACAAUUUCUAUUUAUUUCGAAUUCAUAUCUAUUCUAGUUCUGUUCAUUUCUGAAUUGGUUAAAUGUCUGUUUGAUCAUCAGAAUACAAGUUUGAUAAUAUUAUAAUCGGUGGAUUCCAUGUGUUCAUUUGUUCAAAAUUACUGUUGAAGUGCUAGUCCACUUACUUGUUUAAUCCAUUUCUAUGGACAUUAUAUUUGAAUACGCUGCCACGGUACAAAUACAGCAGUGUUUCAGCGGGGUUUUCUAAAAGGAAUAUAUAUACAAAUUAUAUGUUACUAGUUCCGUCGAGCAACUAGAGGAAUAUGUUGGGAGAUUCAAAAGUUGUGGAGAAGGGGCACUAUUCAGAUUAAAAACUCGUCUAAUCUCAAAUCAGACAGCAAUCCUUGUUUAAUUAACAAGAUUAUUAAUCCACCAUUUCCUGUCUAGAAAAAACACCAUAUGUAAACAUAAAGUUGACGAUGUAAUACAAUCAAAUAACAAACUCUCCUCUAGUCACAAGUCCAUUAACGAACGGAUAAUUAGUAUAUUAUUGAGUCUCGUAUGUGAAUCAGUUUUAAGUGAAAUAUCACACAAGGAAGUUGUGAACAGUAUUUCCAGUUUAAACCGAUUCAAAUAUAGGAUCCAAAUAUAGACAGUCUGUCCUAUUUUCAUAUUUACGCUACUGGUCAAUAAUAUACACACCGACAAGUAGUAUGAUUUCAGAGUAUAAAAGAAACGGUUAAGAGAGGAGAGAUUUGCCCAAAGAACAGUCAUUCGUGAAAAAAUCUGACACUUGUUGAAGUUAAAUCUCUGCAUCAGAAUAUCUUAAUGAUUAGCCAGUCAAGCUUGAGAUACUUGGUUGUGGAUUUUUGCGCGAAAUUCAAAAUACGAUGACUGAUAGCUUAUUGCAUGUUAAAGGUUUAGAAAUGCCUACCAAAGCCACGUUACUGAGACAUUUAAAUUGAUAAAAGUGGAAUACUAAACAACAAAAAACAUAAUUUAUCAAUAUUUCAAGGUAAGUAGAGGAUGCAUUUAAAAUCGGGAUCUGGUUGUAUGAAUAUUCAUCCUUAAGACUACAAAGAGGUUCGAUCUGAGCACUCCAUACACUUGGCUAACCCUGAUUAUUACUAGAAACUCCUAAAUCCUAGUUUUAAUCCUGACUUUUCUGAAUUUUCGUGGAAUAAAUUACUUCUUUGCAUCACAUGCGUUUUAAUUAACUUAGAAUAAGCUUCGUCCUAUUGAGGUCUUGCUCAGUUGCUUGUGGUAGUUUGCGAAGUCUACUUUCUACGGCAUAUCCAUCAUUAAUAGUGUUUCCGAAGAGUAAAAUAUACCUAGUCAAUACACACGAAGCACGGAGAAUAUAAGAUCCCCGCAGUUAUUUGUGCGUUCAAGGCCGUUGUGGGGGAAGGAGGUAAUUUGAAUCCUCGGCUGAUUUUAAUCUGUGAAAUGGAGCCUUCGUACAGGAAGAAUUGUGUAGUUAUCGAUGACGACUUUCCUGGGUAUUCCGAGAAAUGUUUUAACUUGGCUAGCAAGUAUGAACAAUACAUAGAGAGCAUAAUAGUACCUAACGGUAUGAUCAAGGACAGGCUCGAAAGAAUGUCAAUCGAUAUUUUAGAAACUUUUGAGUUUCUUAAUGCAACUUCUAUAAAUCUCUUGUGCGUUCUUAAAGGCGGGUUCAAGUUUGCAUCCGAUCUAAGUGAAAAAAUACAUAACAGUGCAGUUACACGAAGUAAAAAUAUACCCAUCUUCAUGGACUUCAUUGUUUCCAACACAUACGAAAAUGAUGUCGUAGGUCACGAACCUCAAUUUCAUACUUACACUAACUUGACAUCAUUUAAAGACAAGGAUGUUCUCAUACUUGAAGAUUUGCUUGAUUCAGGCACUACUCUCAGCAGUCUGGUUCCUUAUAUUAAAUCUUUUGAACCUCGUUCCGUUCUUGUUGCUUGAUUAAACAAAUCCAAACAGGUCACAUAUCGCUGCGAAACCAAUCAAAUAAUACUGCCACAAGGACAAGUGAAAAACGAAAGCUUAGACAGGCUAUUAUGAGUUGGUGAAUUACUUGUCUGACUAAAGUUAUUUCUUAUGUAUCUCUUUCUGAGUCAAUAAAGAUGUAUAAGUAUGUAUAUACUUAUCCAUAAGUUAUAUACAGUGAGUCAUAAGCAAUGUAGAACCUGGCUCACAUGUUCAUUGGUCUAAGUUUCUACACUAUAUCAGCUCAUCUAGUUAUGGGUUAUGUACAAUUUGAUGCUAUGCUCAAAGAUUAAUCUUAACAGUCAGGUCUUAACUAACUAGAGAAUGAUUGACCUACCCUUCAUUUGCCUAUGACAUUUUAUCGUGGUUAUCUUGUAUUCAUACUCGGUAUAUAAGCGUUCUAUUUUAUCAUAUGAAAAAAGACUUAUUCAUAUGACUAGCGGUCUUGUUUUUGAUUUCUAAUCAUUCGGAUGCCCAAGCUAAUAAUACUGUCUCGUUAGUGCCUGUCACUCGGUCACAUUUUGUCAUUGCGUCCAUCCAUCGAUUGGCAUUCUAUUCAUUGAUUUCAAGCUCAAAAAUUUCGUCUAAAUAAACGUCCUCCAUAAAACGAUUUUGUUUAACUUUGGUAUUAAACCUUCUUAUACAUUCUUAAUCGUCUUGCUCUUGCAUAGCUAGCGGGCUGGGUCAAGCAUUGUGAAGUAUUUGAGUGUGAAUAAAUCAGGCUGGCAGACCAUUUUAUUGUCUGACUAAUAACUUACAAUCAGUUUGCUGGUUUGACAAACGUUGUAAAUUAUUAGGUUCAUAAUCAUAAUCUUGAAAUAUUUAUUCAGAGAUUCUGGCUCACUGAUUCUUAUAAGCAUCAAACUAAUACUCAUGAUUAUUUGUUUACACAUAGACACAUUGAGCAACGAUACUGUCAUUUUUUUGCGUGAAAAGAAAGUUUUAACUUCGGUAAGGUGCAACAAAAAUGUGACGUUUAUAAAUGCAUCAAACGUCAAAAUUAAAAUCAUCGUUUUCGUAAAUACGUUAAGCAGGUUUACUCCGUCUUAUCUAAGAAAAUUCAAUGGAUUCAUAAAUUUUACAGUGAAUUUUCUUAGAACUGGUCUUUUAAAUGCUUUCGCACUCCCAUUGGGAUAAAGUGUUUAAUGGGUCGAGGUAAACCGCCACAUUAUUGAUGUUAUAAUUUAAUACUUGAUCAAGAAAAUAUAUUCAGAAACUUGUUAUAAAAACAGCAUAUUUUAAAAAUUGUCUUCUGUCUUGUCUUACAGUUUGUUGGUAAAAAGAAGACAAGAUUUUUCCGAGUUCCAACCAGAUUGUAAGUUUAGUUUUAACACGAGUGUUUUAUGUUGAAUACAAGCUCACUUGUUAUGUCCUCACAGUUUUUUUUGAUCGAUAGGGAAUAUAUCCAUCACCUGUUUCUUUUAAUAUCUUAAAAUAUAUACUUCACUUGACUCUUGAGAAAGCUAAAGAAGAAUUUUUAGAUAAUAUCACACACCUGUAAAAGAUCAUCACUAAUUUGGGCGUAUGUCCGGCGCUUUAACCGGGUUGGUGGAUACGAAAACUCCACCUAGGGGAGUUGGAAAACCCUGAUUCCAAACCAACGGUGCACAUGGGCUCCAGUAUCCUGAAGGAACAAAUGACGUAUGAACCAAUCGUUGGUCACCAACUACCAUGGGAAUGCAUCUCCUUACGUCGCUCCACUGCCUUGUGGAUCAGACUUUGAGGUAGAAGGCUCCGGAUGUGGCCCCCUAAGAAAACCACCUGCUUCGGUUUGGUCACCCGAGCAGUAUCACAGCCCUCACACAAAUCAAAUGAGAAUUGUGUGGCGCAUAUGUAUUUGGUGCCUCUUUGUACCAAUAUCUAUGUGUUAAAAUAAAAAAUAAUAAAAGUGGUCGCUGACUCCAGAUUUUUCUUAAAAAGACACCAUCAACCGUGUUUGGUCUGGCAUGGUAAUGUAUUAAACGAUUUCUUGCUUCAAAUAAUAAUAUGUUUUAGGCAAUAAAUAGUUGUCUACGAAAUUCGAUUUUUCGAGGUUAAAUCGGUAUAAAAUUUGAUCAACUCAAUAGAGUGAUUCAAAGCCUGUGAAAUAAUAUUUAGACAGAACUGUAAUAUGGUGUAUCCAAACCAGACUUUAGGCCUGAUCUUGGCUAAUGGACUGACGUUCACAUGAUUUAACGUACCCACCUAUUUUGACUAGCUAGACUUGUCUCGUCAAUGAUUCGGGUUACAGCUUGAGGGUUUUUAUUAGGUCCAUCAUACAACAUACCAAUAACUGCCGAAAAGAGAUAAAUUACACUUUUGAAAACCUCCAUCAUUUUACUAGGCUAAUAUAUCCAUGACAAAUAUGCUUUUUAAUAAUUUCUCUUCACAUUCUGCAAUUGUAUAUUCAUAUUAUUAAUCCAAAGUGACUUGGAUGUUAUAGUGUAUCGUAUUAUCUUAAUUCACUAUAUUAUCUCUAAUCAAGCUGCCAAAGUAACUUAAAUACAUGUCGAAAAUUCUCAUUCAGUGUGAAAUUUAACUAGCGCUGUCUGCUAGUGACUGUUUUUUAACUUUGUGUGCCAUAAGUGUUUUACGAAUUAUUCUUCUUCCUGCAAAUCCUGUAGUCGACCUUGGGAUUGCGCAAUUGAUACAGUUUAGUUAAGGAGAAAGUGGUAAAACACAGGACCCUAACAAUACUGUAAGCAAAAUUCCAAGGAUAUAGGAGGUGGGUUUGGUAUCCACCAAAAUGUUACUGUUCCUCAGAGUGGUUCUGAACCGAUAUUUAACUUAAAGAGUGAGAGAGAAUACGAUGACAGUGACGGUGAUAAGUAGGAACUGGACUGGACUCUAACAAAAGUUUAGCUCCGUACAUUAAAAAUAGUACAUUUUAAAAAACCACAAUGAAUAGAAAAACUGAAUAUUAAUAUUAGGGGUUUCGUAAUUUGGUGCAAGUUUCUACUUCAAAGAAUAUGGUGUUUACAAAGUCUGCCAAUCUACAUGAUCUAUGUCGUAUUGGUUUUCAGUGGGUAAGUUUAUUGUACUGGAGUUCUUCCUGUAUUUUAUGACUGUGAGGUAUUAUUUAAUAAUAGAUAUACGUAGAUUUAAUGGAUUUAACCUUAAUUAUUUUAAAAGCAUUGUUUAGGUGCAGUAAAGCUACUGAAUGAGCGUUACUCUGACUAUUCACAAGGUUUUAAACACAGAGGGGAUGUUGUUCGGUGAAGUGGAAGGCUUGGUUUAUUUUAAACAGCUGGGUCACUUGUUACACUAGAUAAACUACCAUUCACUCCCGCGUGUAAUGCUAGUUAUCUUAGAAGUAGUUCAUAAAGUCACUGACUGAUGAAAUCCAAAUAGAUUCCUAGUGUGUUCUGAUUCCAACGAUGCCCAUGUUGUAGAUAUUUUAAGUGGUGUCAUCAUAAGUGCUAAUAUUUAAGUAAUUUAAGAUUUUAAAUGUCUUGAAAUCAGUCACAAUUGCGCACACGGGUUUAUAUUAUUUCACUUACUUUCAAGAACUUAAACUUAUCCCUUGUAGGAUUUAAUUUGUCCUACAGAUAUUCUGAUAGAAUUGUAAACGAACACACCGACCAGUAUUGACAAGUUACAUGCGAUAGGGAUAGUCUACAGACACAUCAGACCAGAUUGACGUGGUGGGCGCUUAAACAACGAUUCGAUUGGUUAGUUACGGACAUAACUAACGUCCCUUUCAAUCUUCUUUGUUCAUUAAUAAUUAUCAUUCUUGUUCACUUUCAAUAUCUUCCUCCUCUUAUUAAUUUUCCGUUUAUCCUGUUGUGAAAUGGGAACCCUUAGAUUAAUACACAGUUUCGUGCUAAUAUUCAUCAUGUCAUUUAUAUCUGAUAUUGUUACUCUUUCUUUAUAAAAUAGUUCAAGAAAUUUUACUGAUGAUUAUAUGCUCUACCAGAUACUGUCCUAAACAAUGCUUACUUAAUUGUUACCCUGUAUAUCACGACCAAGUUGGAAUAUAUAAAGUACAAUUCAUUUUAUUUUAGAUGAUUCGCUGGUUUAUGUAAGUUGGUUGGUAAAGACAUCAUAAAAUGGGAAACUAGACAGAUUUUAUGCGUUUAGAUCAGUCCAUAUUUGUUUCUAAUUGUUACUGACUUUCUUCCAUAGCGCAUUGCUAUUUGAACUAAAACAUUUGUCGUAACUAAACAAAGACUAACUGAUAUGUGACUUGACGUAAGAAAGAAGUCAAAGACUAUGAAUAAAUAUUUAAUAUGAGUGAAAAAAUGGAUCAAAAAGACCUCUGAAUACAUUAAUUUUUAUGCGAUUUAUUCACCCACUAAUCUAUAGUCAAAUUUUUCAAUAAUUGGAACUGGAUAGUACUGGACACUAAUUAAUUAGUAUAUGUAUACACAUAGUUUAUAAAAUCACAAAAUUAAACUGUUAUCAUCAACUUACUUACGCCUAUCACUCCCAGUGGAGCAUAGACCGUCGACCAGCAUUCUCUGACCCACUCUGUCCUGGGCCUUCCUUUCUAGUACUAUCUAAUUGUUGUUCAUUCUUCUCAUGUAUGUCUCCAUUUCUCGGCGUAAUGUGUUCUUUGAUCUUUCUUUUCUCCUUUGGCCUUGAGGAUUCCGAGUGAAGGCUUUCCUUGUGGCGCAGUUGGGUACUUUCUUCACUAUGUGUCCUAUUCACUUCCAGCGCUUCAAUCUGACUUGUUCUAUACCACAGUAGGUUAUCAUCAACACACGAAAGUAAUUUGCUGACUAAUAGUAUCUACACCUUCAUAACAAGUUUCAAUAUUUCAGUUUUCAUUUAUUGUUAUAUUUCAGCUUUUGUUUAACAUUUUUAACGUAAUCUGCCUAACUGGUGAUAAUUCCAAAAGAUAGUUUAAACUAAGUAAAUACAGGUUUUUAGUCCUUACAAUAAUGUUGUGUACUUCUGAAUUAAAUUGCUGAUAUUUAGUUCGGUUCUGAAUUCAAGUAAACGUAAACUAAUUAAUGAAUAAUUAUCUGUAAGUUUAAUUUAUGAUCUAACUGUAGAUGUCAUAAUUCAUAAGGUGUCUUCACCCUAUAGUCCCUUAGUAUAAUUCUCUUAUAUGUUUUUAAUUUCUCUACUGUGACUGAAAUACUUGGUAUUGUUUGUAAUAUGAUUGUUCAUUAAACCCAUUAUUUGGUUAUAGACAAUAAAAGUCGUUUAGUUUAUUUUCAUGCUAUCAGUCAAAUCACUUUCAUACAUUAUGUAUGCUAUGUAUUGUAAUAUAACAAAUCUACUCUUAUUUAUUGAAUUCCAUUGUGUAUGUAUCAUCUUUGGAUUAGAAAGACUUCGUUGAAUAGAUUUAACCGACCUAAUGAUAACUUUUUUGUUCAUCAUUUUUCUGUAGUUGUUGGUUUUGAAGUUCCAAAUCGGUUCAUUGUUGGAUAUGCUAUCGACUACAAUGAUUUUUUUCGGGAUAUACCACAUAUAUGUUCAAUCAAUGAUGAAGCGAAGAAAAUUUUCGCCAUAUCCAAAUCAGAUAAACAUGCUAAAUAAAGAUUAUUGAAACAAAGUACACAAUUUGGAACUUUGUUUUUUUUAUUAUAUCUCUUACUUACUACAGUAUUUCCAAUGUAGUUCAACUUUAUUUAGAUUAGAGUUUGAGAUUUCUAAAUAGAUCGACUCUAUUUUAUCCACUUAUUCCCUUGUAUACUGUUAGAUUAUUAUUUUUUUUGAAACAGAUCACUUAUUUUUUUGUCUCUUAAGUUAUGUAAAACAAAGUGGUUUAAAUAACUGUAAACUUAUAUUGUUGUACAGUAUGCUCAUACACUAUUCACUUUUGCAAAUGUUAGUUGUGUCUAUGUUUC
Molecule: messenger RNA, 7892 nt
Organism: Schistosoma margrebowiei
Lineage: Eukaryota; Metazoa; Platyhelminthes; Trematoda; Strigeidida; Schistosomatidae
Source: the annotation of a GenBank genome assembly